GCAAAGGCUCAUUAGAAAAACCUUUACCAUUUACUCUGUAUAUUUUACUCUUCUUCAGUUUCCAACGUACACGAUCCCAAUUUAUUCCCAAAUCCCUAGCCCUAAUUUGGACCCGAAAAUCAAAUUCAGGAGCAAUCCAGAACAAAAGCGACUCUUUCUUCCAUUUUAUGUUUCUCGUUACAGGUUCAAAAUCCUGAAGAUGGACAUAAUAUCGCAGUUACAAGAACAAGUGAACACAACCGCAGCUCUUGCUUUCAAUACCUUUGGAACGCUUCAGAGGGACGCUUCUCCGGUUCGAUUAUCGCCUAAUUAUCCGGAACCUCCCGCCGCCGCUAAGCCUGCGGAAGAGGCUGCGGCUGCGGCGGCGGCGGCUGCAACGGUUAAUGCCGUGGAGCAAUCCAAGCUCAUGGGUGCUGAACUUGUCAAAGCUGCUAAACAGUUUGAUAUAUUGGUUGCUGCACUUCCAUUAUCUGAAGGGGGUGAAGAAGCUCAAUUGAAAAGAAUUGCAGAACUUCAGGCUGAGAAUGAUGCAAUAGGCCAAGAACUUCAAAAGCAGCUCGAAGCUGCAGAAAAGGAGCUGAAGCAGGUUCAAGAGUUGUUCAACCAAGCAUCAGAUAAUUGCUUGAACUUGAAAAAACCAGAUUGAAGAAUGUGGGUAAUGGGUAUAAUCAAAUAUCUGUGAACUGCAUGAGGUCUGAAUUCAAAUUCUGGAAUGAAAGCAGAAUGCCCUGUUUCUGAUUUAUAUUCCUUUCUAUAUACAUCAAGAUUUUUUUUUUUUGGGCACUAACUGCACAGAUAAAACUAUUCUGGGCACUGUAAUAUCCCAUAAACAAUAUUUAGCAACUUGAUAAUAUUUAGUUCUUUAAUUGUUA
This is a messenger RNA of Ipomoea nil (Japanese morning glory), 872 nucleotides long. Its product is annotated as mediator of RNA polymerase II transcription subunit 21. Gene Ontology annotation, biological process: regulation of transcription by RNA polymerase II. The coding region runs from base 200 to 646 and encodes 148 amino acids. Gene Ontology annotation, molecular function: transcription coregulator activity. Gene Ontology annotation, cellular component: mediator complex. NCBI's taxonomy places the organism in Eukaryota, Viridiplantae, Streptophyta, Magnoliopsida, Solanales, Convolvulaceae. The transcript is spliced from 4 exons. The record is from RefSeq and is a predicted model, not a curated record.